Molecule: messenger RNA, 1240 nt
Organism: Zophobas morio
Lineage: Eukaryota; Metazoa; Arthropoda; Insecta; Coleoptera; Tenebrionidae
Product: cysteine and histidine-rich domain-containing protein morgana
Exons: 5
Coding region: 110-1132 (340 amino acids)
Source: RefSeq, a predicted model, not a curated record
CAACACCGCAAAGUUUUACGUUCUAGAAAUUCUAAAAUUAAAACAAAAAUCAGCUGUACGUAACCAAAAAGCGUUUGGAAAAGGUGUUAUCCAAAUUAAUAAUAUUAAAAUGGAAAAUGGUGAUAUAAAGCUUCAAUGCUACAAUAAAGGUUGUGGUCAAAAAUUUGAUUCCUCAAAAAAUACUGACGAUUCUUGUUUACAUCAUCCUGGAGAACCAUUCUUCCACGACGCCUAUAAGGGCUGGUCAUGUUGUAAUAAAAAAUGUACCGAUUUUACCGAAUUUUUAAAUAUAAAAGGAUGCACUCGGUCAAAACAUUCAAAUGUGAAGCCCCCGGAACCGGAAAAGCCUGUAAAACAAGAAGUAAAUGUGGACGAAGUUAUUGAAGUAAAGCCAAUUAUACCAACAGUGAAAGAAAGACCACCAUUUGAUUCGCCGAUGACUACUAUGAGACCUGAAAUUGCGACGUCCUUAAAGCAACAAGUUUUUAGUAUCGCAACAGAAACAGUCUCAGAAAAAAGUUCUGAUGAAAUAGCAAUAGGCACAACUUGUAAAAAUGGGGGUUGCAGUGUUUCAUAUGAAGGCCCUGACACUAACAAGUCACCAUGUGCUUACCAUCCAGGAGUACCAGUGUUUCAUGAAGGUUUAAAAUUUUGGUCUUGUUGCCAAAAACGAACAACUGAUUUUAAUGCGUUUUUGAGCCAAAUAGGAUGUACUCAAGGUGAACAUUUGUGGUUUAAGGAGGAUGAUGAUAAAAAAUCUGUUCAAUGUCGAUGGGACUACCACCAAACUGCAUCUCAUGUUGUUGUGUCAAUUUAUGCUAAACAAUAUUGUGUUCAGAAAAGUGUAAUCGAGCUCAGUCCAGUCAGACUUAAAGCAUGUUUAUUGUUUCCUGAACAGAACAAUACAACUUUUCAGUUUGACAUUGAAUUACGAGGGAUUGUUGAUGUUGAAAGUAGUCAAGUCUUUAUGUAUGGCACAAAAGUUGAAAUUAAACUAAAGAAAGCACAACCUGGAAGUUGGUCAAAAUUGGAUAUACCAAGAGUUACACCUUCAGAAGAAAAACCUAAACUUAGCGCAGCUGAUAUCGAAAUUACUUCCAGAGUUGAUGCGGUAGAUCUAGACGAUUUGUAAAUAUACAGGAAGCCUUUGAGCAAAUUUUGUACGUUAUAUUACUACUGAUAUGUACUUUGUAUGGACACCAGUUUUUAUUUUGAAAUAAAAUGGUUUUAAAAAUGAAAA